ACAGGCCUGACAUACUGGUCAGUAUUCAUUCUUUGUAGAAGAACAGAUCAGGUCAGCCUACUCUGAUUGUGGAUAUGAAGACUCCUAAAGCUUUGCCUUGAAGCAAUUGUCAUCUUUCUUCUUGGCUUUUUUAAAAAAAAAAAACAAAAAACCAAACCAACUUCAGGACUGUUGUGGCAGAAGCGCUGCACUGGUAUGUGAAGUGCAUGUUAUUUCUUGGGUAGGCCACUGAGCCCUGGUUGCACACGAUGUGUGUAUUCUAGCACAUCUGUUGUUGACUUGGGCGCAUGGGUUGUUGCGAUGUUUCCGUGUGUGGAGGAGAUGAGAAGGCCAGUUAUGCUCGCUGGGCAGAGUGGAGGACUAUAUUGUGUCCUUGCAACAUGGAGGAAAUCCUUAAAGGCAGAAACCUCUAGGAUAGGAUGUUCCGACAAUUGUUGAUAGCAAACAGGUUUGAGGAGCUGUGUCAGUGCCGCCCUGGGGAAGGGAACUGUUCCUGCUGUAAGGAGUGCAUGCUCUGCCUGGGCACACUUUGGGAUGAGUGCUGUGACUGUGUUGGUAUGUGCAAUCCUCGCAAUUACAGUGACACACCUCCAACAUCCAAGAGUACUGUCGAGGAGUUGCAUGAACCAAUUCCUUCCCUUUUCCGGGCACUGACAGAAGGGGAUACUCAGCUGAACUGGAAUAUCGUUUCUUUCCCUGUGGCAGAAGAACUGUCGCACCAUGAGAACCUUGUUUCCUUUUUAGAAACCGUGAACCAGCCACAGCAUCAGAACGUCUCUGUUCCAAGCAACAAUGUCCACACACCUUACUCUAGUGACAAAGAACACAUGUGUACUGUGGUGUAUUUUGAUGACUGCAUGUCAAUACAUCAGUGCAAGAUCUCUUGCGAGUCCAUGGGAGCUUCCAAAUACCGAUGGUUUCACAACGCCUGCUGUGAGUGUAUUGGGCCAGAAUGCAUCGACUAUGGCAGUAAAACUGUAAAAUGUAUGAACUGCAUGUUUUGAAGCAGGAAAAUUGUAAUAUAGCAAUACUGAGGCCAAAGUAAUCUCUCUCAGUUAAAGAGAUGGGGAUUGCAAAUACUGCGUUUUGGUGGAGUGCCUACUGGUUGCAAUUAAAUGUACCUGGCUGAAAAAAGAUGUAUAAAAUCUGAAACCUUUUCUUUUUUUUUAAUUCAUGUAAGCAAGGCUAACUAGUAGACGUUUCAACACUAUGUUUUAAGUUUAUUUUUCUUUAUUUCUGCUUGAAUGGUACAGCCAUGCUCAUCGUUGCUGUUCUGACUGUUUUCCUUUGAUUUGAAAGUAUUGACUAUACUGGUUUUCAGAAUGUAGUACUGUAUCUUGUAGUUUAGACUAGGGAAACCUUAAGGAUAUGGUAAUGGGAUUUCCAUCAUCUAAGUUCAACAAAUAAUUAAUGGCUGCUAGGUUGCAGGGGCGUAGUUGUUCUUUAGGUGCUGGGUUUUUUGGUUUAGUUUCUGGUUUUGUUUUUUAACUUUAUUACCUUCUAGUUUUUGAGCUUAGCCUUCUAUUGUAAAAAUGGUAUUUGGGGAAAAAAAACUCCUCAUGCUCUCUCUUCAGUGCAUGGGCUGCCAUGGAUGAAAUCCUAACUUCUUAGAAGGGCUGCCCAACAAAACAGUAUGUAUGGGACACUUCUCUUCCAAGUUUCAUUGCCCUGCUCUCGUAAGUACAUCAGGGCCUAUGUUGCAUAAUUUAUAUAUUAAAAAAAAAUAAUCUUUUCAGUCUUCUCUUAGAUACCAAAAUAAAGCUGUUAAAUGCAGUUGUAUGUCCCUCCUUUUGCACUGUUCUCUAGGGUUACUUACUUCCUGAACAUUCAGUCCAGUAAAGGAAACGUGAAAGGUUAUUAUGGAUUUAGUGUCUAAAUGAAUAAAGAAGAAUGAAAUGACAUGAACUAGCAAGUGGUACAGGGCUACCAGUUGAGCAGUUGGCAGCAGCAAUGUUCCCAUUUAGCAGUUUGCUGUGAAUAUUUAUUCCAAAACAUAAUUCUUAGAACUUCUCUUUCCUCCCCCACCAUGAAAUGUCACUGAAGAAGGGAAGAUGUGUCCACAAAGGCAAAACUAGGAUGUUCUGAAUUCAGAACAUGGUCCAUUUUUCUAAGUAAGAGUUCUAAUAUGUUGACAGUUACGUAGCAGUUACUAUGACCCAGUUAGGGCUCCAUUGGUAAUGGUACUAAGUACAAGAAUAAAGUGUAUGAGUAUGAGUAGUUAAUGAUCAGCUUUUGGUAUUUAUAACGAUGUGGGUUUUAACUCUUUGAAUAUUUUUUUUAAUGCAUAUAUGCAUAUGCACACACAAAAAAGAAUUUGACUAUUCAUGUUUCUCUCACUAACCUCAGUCUAGAGGGAUUAAACUAUUUUGUAGUCACACCUGUCUAUCUGUACCAUGUACAAAUGAAAGCAGUCAUUUUAAAUCUAUUUUGUUGAAAAGUUUGCCUGAAUGUUUUUUCAUUUUUUUCUCAUG
This is a messenger RNA of Haliaeetus leucocephalus (bald eagle), 2471 nucleotides long. RefSeq names its product twisted gastrulation BMP signaling modulator 1 (gene TWSG1). Gene Ontology annotation, biological process: regulation of BMP signaling pathway. The record is from RefSeq and is a predicted model, not a curated record. The transcript is spliced from 5 exons. NCBI's taxonomy places the organism in Eukaryota, Metazoa, Chordata, Aves, Accipitriformes, Accipitridae. The coding region runs from base 420 to 1004 and encodes 194 amino acids.